This is a messenger RNA of Oryzias latipes (Japanese medaka), 1836 nucleotides long. It is a transcript of the gene pex12, whose product is annotated as peroxisomal biogenesis factor 12. Gene Ontology annotation, molecular function: zinc ion binding; protein binding; ubiquitin-protein transferase activity. Lineage: Eukaryota; Metazoa; Chordata; Actinopteri; Beloniformes; Adrianichthyidae. The record is from RefSeq and is a predicted model, not a curated record. Gene Ontology annotation, biological process: protein import into peroxisome matrix; protein monoubiquitination. Gene Ontology annotation, cellular component: peroxisomal importomer complex; peroxisomal membrane.
CAGACAAAAGCUGAAAAACUCGGGAAGUUUCUGUUGGAACGUCUGGUUGAAAUGAACUGCAGACGUCCCGCCCUGCGCUUCCGCCUCUGUCCAGCAGGUGGCAGCAACGCUGAUGAAAGCUGACAGUUCAGAGAAGAAGAGAAGGCGGAAGAAACAAAACCAAAUCACCAGAACCGAUCCGAAUCUCUGCAAGGAGCCUCCAACGCCGUGGUUGGGAUCGAUACCAACAGUCCAGUUCUGAUGCUGAGGGCGUGAACCCGGCCCGGCCGGCAGCCAUGGCCGAGGCGGGGGCCCAUCUCACCUCCACCUCCAUCGGUGAGCAGCCGUCCAUCUUUGAGGUUCUGGCCCAGGAGUCGCUGCUGGAGGCCGUCCGUCCGGCGGUGCAGCACGCCGUCAAGGUUCUGGCGGAGUCCAGCCCGGCCCGCUUUGGCUGUCUGUGGAGGACUUUUGAUGAGCUCUACUUGCUUCUGGACCUGCUGCUCCAGAACCACUUCUUGUCCCGCUACAGCGCCUCCUUUUCUGAGAACUUUUACGGCUUAAAGAGAGUGUCAGAAGGGCGGGAACGUCCUGUGCACAAGGGGCUGCGCCGUCCCGCCCACUGGCGCUCUCUUCUUUUGCUGUGCCUGGUUCCGUACCUGCGGGCCAAACUGGAGGCCCGGCUGGUCCGGCAGAGGGAUGAGGAGGACUUCUCCAUCCAGUUGGCACGGUCGAGGACACGGAGGCUGUACAGCGCGGCGGUGGCGGCGUUCCCGUACAUCAGCUCGGCGUGGCGCGUCUGGGUCUUCUGCCAGCAGCUGCUCUUCGUCUUUGGAUCCUCCAGAACCCACAGCCCGCUGCUCUGGCUGGCCAGGGUCCGACUGACCCGACUGACUGCUGCAGAUUUCCGAAACAUCGAGGGGUCUGACGACCCCGCUCACAGCAGGGUCGGUUGGAUGAUGUCACAGGCGGCGAGGGGCGUGGCCACCUCUCUGUCCACCUUCCUGUCCAUGGGCGUCUUCUUCUUGCAGUUCCUGGAGUGGUGGUACUCGCCAGACAACCAGAGCACCGUGAGGGGUCUCACGUCCCUGCCUGCACCCCCGCCCCCCCUCCACCUGCAGCAGGACUCGAACAGCCGGAGCUGCCCGCUCUGCCACAAGUUGUGCGCCAAUGCCACGGCGCUGUCCACCUCCAGCUUCGUCUUCUGCUACCCGUGCAUCUACGCGCACGUGAAGGAGCACCGCUGCUGCCCCGUCACAGGCUUCCCCAGCGCACCUCAACACCUCAUUAAGAUCUACGCGCCUGAGGGUUAGAGCGACGGCGCCUCCCGCUGGACUCACGCGUCCGCUGCUGAGAAAUAAAAUCACCAAGCCGUAGGCUUUUCGAACUGGCCCUGAACGCCACCGUCUGAAAUGAAAGUCCCGCCCCAAGCGUCAAUCUUUAUUGAACUGAGCUCAAUCAGUUUUGGCUCCUCCCUGUCCGGCGCUCAGAGUCCAUUUGAUCUAUUUCACCAACAAAUGAAGGAAGAAAUGCUUUUGAUGAGGCAAUAAAGAAGUUCUGAAUAAGAUCAAAGUGUUUUCUGCUAUGAUCUCUGUUGUAGAACCAUUGACUGCAAAUGAGAACAGGACUGAGUGACUCCUCCCCUUUGGCGUUUCAAACAGGAAGUACCUGCUGGUCCAAGAAGCCAAAAUUCCUUCUAUAGAGAAAUAAACAGCUGUUACUCAUUCUAUUGGUCAGAAGAACCGUUCUGGAUCUGAUAUCUUUUUCCAACAUAAACCUGAUUGUCCUCAUUUUUUUGUUUCUUCAAGUUACAAACCGUCCAAUCAGAUGCCUUAUUAAAAGUAAGUGGUUCGAAAUGCU